UUCACGCGCGUGUGUUUGUGUGUGUGUACGCGUGCAUGUGAGGGCGUGUUAAUCCACACACAGGACCCAUCAGCAUCGACCCCCCCAUUCCUCCCCUCACUUAGACACUUCCAGCUGGUGCGUAAGAUUCUCCAUCCCAGCUGCCCUCCACCCAUUCUUUUUCUCUCAUCCCAUCCCUCUCUCCGCUGCGCUCCGUCCCGGCUGACUGCACGGUGGGGAUGGGUUCAGGUAGGGCCAGAAGGACUCUGGAAAAAAAGCGCCAAGAGGAAAGCACCGUCUCCUUGAAACGUUCAUCUCCUCUCAAACAUAUGCAGUUUCCCAGCUUCAUCUCUUCGGUGGCUGCUCACAGGAACACAUAGACCUUACAGAGGGUGCCUGGGGGAGAUUUUUUUUUUUGUCUUUGUGCUUUAGAGGAAUUCUGUUCAGUCUUUAUUGACUGGAAGACACUUUAUGAAAGGAUAUCUCACUUGAGCUUUGCAUCAUGGCACAUGCAGCAUCCCAGCUGAAGAAAAAAGCAGAUUUGGAACUUACAGCUGCUGAGGAAGAGAAAGAGAAGAAGAAGAAGCCCAGAAAAAGGUCCAAAGAUCCAAAGAAAAAGACUGACAGUAAUGCCAGUUACCUCAGAGCGGCCCGAGCUGGAAACCUCGAGAAGGCCCUCGAUUAUAUAAAGUCUGGUGUGGACAUCAACAUCUGCAACCAGAAUGGGUUGAACGCUCUUCAUCUAGCAUCUAAAGAAGGCCAUGUGGAGGUUGUGGCCGAGCUUAUUAAACUUGGUGCCACUGUGGACGCCGCAACAAAGAAAGGCAACACUGCUCUGCACAUAGCAUCACUCGCUGGACAGGUGGAUGUUGUCAAGGAACUCGUGACUAACCGAGCAAAUAUCAACGCCCAGUCUCAGAAUGGCUUCACACCACUCUACAUGGCUGCCCAGGAAAACCACCUGGACGUCGUCAAAUUCCUCCUGGAUAAUGGAUCCAGUCAGAGCAUUGCCACAGAGGAUGGUUUUACUCCACUGGCCGUAGCUCUCCAGCAGGGUCAUGAUCAGGUGGUGUCUCUGCUCCUGGAGAACGACACCAAGGGGAAGGUGCGGCUACCUGCCCUGCACAUCGCCGCCCGUAAAGACGACACCAAAGCAGCGGCGCUGCUCCUGCAGAAUGACCACAAUGCAGAUGUCGAAUCCAAGAUGAUGGUGAAUAGAACGACAGAGAGUGGCUUCACCCCUCUCCACAUUGCGGCUCAUUACGGUAAUAUCAACGUAGCGACCCUGCUUCUGAACCGCGGGGCUGCCGUAGACUUCAAGGCGAGGAAUGACAUCACACCUCUCCAUGUGGCAUCAAAAAGAGGAAAUGCCAACAUGGUCAGGCUGCUGCUGGAGAGAGGAGCCCGAAUCGACGCCAAAACCAAGGACGGCCUGACACCUUUACAUUGUGGAGCAAGGAGCGGUCAUGAGCAAGUCCUUGAGAUGUUACUAGACCGUGGAGCACCCAUCCUCUCUAAGACAAAGAACGGCCUUUCACCGUUGCACAUGGCCACACAAGGAGAUCAUCUGAACUGCGUUCAGCUUUUGCUUCAUCAUGAGGUGCCCGUGGAUGACGUCACCAACGAUUAUCUGACAGCCCUGCAUGUCGCUGCACACUGCGGACACUACAAAGUUGCCAAGGUCCUUGUGGACAAGAAGGCCAAUCCUAAUGCCAAAGCACUGAAUGGUUUUACACCACUUCACAUUGCUUGCAAGAAGAACAGGAUUAAAGUGAUGGAGCUGUUGCUGAAACACGGAGCAUCCAUUCAGGCUGUGACUGAGUCUGGACUCACGCCGAUUCAUGUGGCUGCUUUUAUGGGCCAUGAAAACAUUGUGACUCAGUUGACAAAUCACGGAGCGUCUCCUAACACGAUGAAUGUGAGGGGAGAGACGGCGCUUCAUAUGGCUGCCAGGGCAGGACAGGCAAACGUGGUGAAAUUCCUGGUGGCGAAUGGAGCAGAUGUGGACGCUAAAGCCAAGGACGAUCAGACCCCGCUGCAUAUAUCCAGUCGUCUGGGAAAACCAGAUAUAGUCCAGCAACUACUGCAACAUGGGGCUUCACCUGACGCCACCACCACAUCUGGAUACACGCCGCUCCACCUGGCUGCCCGCGAUGGCCACAAAGACGUGGGAUCCAUCCUGCUGGACAAUGGAGCAUCUCUUGGCAUUACUACCAAGAAAGGAUUCACUCCCCUGCAUGUUGCAGCCAAAUACGGGAAGAUUGAAGUUGCUAAAUUACUGCUACAGAAGCGAGCGCCACCUGAUGCAGCUGGAAAGAGUGGACUAACACCACUGCAUGUUGCUGCACACUACGAUAACCAGAAAGUGGCCCUUCUUCUGUUGGACCAAGGAGCAUCUCCGCACGCUGCAGCGAAGAAUGGCUAUACUCCACUGCACAUAGCUGCCAAGAAGAACCAGAUGGAGAUAGCGACCACACUGCUCGAGUAUGGAGCUGAUACCAAUGCCACAACACGCCAGGGCAUCAGUCCUCUCCACCUGGCGGCCCAGGAGGGUAAUGUUGACAUGGUCACACUCUUGCUCGCCCGUGAAACUGCCAUCAAUCUUGGAAACAAGAAUGGACUGACCCCUCUUCACUUGGCGGCUCAAGAGGACAAAGUCAAUGUUUCAGAAGUGCUGGUUAAUCAUGGUGCCACAAUCGACCCAGAGACUAAGAUGGGAUAUACACCCCUGCAUGUGGCCUGUCACUAUGGCAAUAUAAAGAUGGUGCACUUCCUCCUGAAGAACCAGGCUAAAGUCAAUGCCAAAACUAAGAACGGAUACACACCUCUUCAUCAGGCAGCUCAGCAGGGUCACACACACAUUAUUAACCUUCUGCUGCAGCACGGAGCCUCUCCUAAUGAGCUGACAGUGAAUGGAAACACUGCCUUAGCUAUUGCCAGGCGCCUGGGUUACAUCUCUGUGGUUGACACACUCAAGGUCGUGACAGAGGAGACGCACACUACUGUGACGGUGACGGAGAAACAUAAAUUGAAUGUUCCUGAAACAAUGAAUGAGGUUUUGGACAUGUCAGAUGAUGAAGUUCGUAGAGCCAAUGUGCCUGAAAUGCUCAAUGAGGACUAUAUUUCAGAUGUUGACGAAGGUGAAGAUGCGAUGACAGGAGACACAGACAAGUACCUGGGACCACAAGACCUGCGAGAGCUCGGAGACGACUCUCUCCCUCAGGAAGGAUACGUGGGAUUCAGCGUGGGGGCCCGUACGGCCAGUCCUAAAGUCAGUCUGCGCUCCUUCAGUUCAGAUAGGUCCAACACACUCAACCGGAGCUCCUUCACCCGUGACAGCAUGAUGAUUGAAGAGAUCCUGGCGCCGAACAAGGACACGGGGGUCUGUAGAGAAAUGCCCACCCUUGUUGACUCUCAUUUUAAGCACCUGACUUUAGCAAAAGAUUACAACGCAAACUCGAUGAGGCGCUGUAGCUGGACGCCAGAAACUCUGGACAACGUGAACCUGGUCUCCAGCCCCGUCCAUUCAGGCAUUUCUCCCUCACCCCUUCAGUAUGACAACAGGUUUUUGGUGAGCUUCAUGGUGGACGCCCGUGGCGGUUCCAUGCGAGGAAGUCGCCACAAUGGCAUGCGCAUCAUCAUCCCACCUCGCAAGUGCACUGCGCCAACACGUAUCACGUGCCGUCUGGUCAAGAGACACAAGCUGGCAUCCCUGCCGCCCAUGGUGGAGGGAGAGGGGCUGGCGAGCCGGCUGGUGGAGGUGGGCCCAGCGGGGGCUCAGUUUCUGGGCCCUGUGAUUGUGGAGAUCCCUCAUUUUGGGUCUAUGAGAGGGAAAGAGCGAGAGCUCAUUAUGCUCAGGAGCGAAAACGGUGAGACCUGGAAAGAGCAUCAUUAUGACUGCAAAUCUGAAGACCUCGUUGAGCUCCUCAAUGGCAUGGAUGAAGAGCUUGACAGCACAGCAGAUCUGGAGAAGAAGCGUAUCUGCCGGAUCAUCACAAAGGAUUUCCCACAAUACUUUGCGGUGGUAUCACGGAUCAAACAGGAGAGUAAUCAAAUGGGUCCAGAUGGAGGGGUCCUGUCCAGCAUGACAGUACCUCUGGUCCAGGCCUCCUUCCCUGAGGGUGCGCUCACCAAGAAGAUCAGAGUUGGACUGCAGGCUCAGCCUGUUCCGGAUGAAGCUGUGAAGAAGAUCAUAGGAAACCGUGCCACCUUCAGCCCAAUAGUGACAGUGGAGCCUCGCAGGAGGAAGUUCCAUAAGCCCAUUACCAUGACCCUACCUGUGCCUCCGCUGUCUGGAGAGGGUGUGGUGAAUGGCUACAAAGGAGACCCAACACCAAGCCUGCGCCUGCUCUGCAGUAUAACUGGUGGCACAUCGCCAGCUCAGUGGGAGGACAUCACUGGGACUACACCUCUCACCUUUAUGAAUGACUGUGUGUCCUUCACCACAAACGUGUCUGCCAGGUUUUGGCUUGCAGACUGUCAUCAGACCCCAGAGACUGUAGGUUUGGCCACCCAGCUCUACAGAGAGCUCAUCUGUGUGCCCUACAUGGCCAAGUUUGUAGUGUUUGCUAAAAUGAAUGACCCUGUGGAGUCCAGCCUGCGGUGCUUCUGUAUGACAGAUGAUAAAGUGGACAAAACCCUGGAACAGCAGGAAAACUUUGAGGAGGUGGCCAGAAGCAAAGACAUUGAGGUGCUGGAAGGGAAGCCCAUCUAUGUGGACUGCUAUGGAAAUUUGGCCCCUCUGACCAAAGCCGGACAGCAGCUGGUUUUUAACUUCUAUGCUUUCAAAGAAAACAGACUGCCGUUCUGUGUGAAGGUCAGAGACAGCAGCCAAGAGCCAUGUGGCCGCUUGUCCUUCCUCAGAGAGCCCAAAACAUCCAAGGGUCUGGCUCAGACUGCUAUCUGUAAUUUAAACAUCACACUGCCAGGCCUCAAGAAGGAUGUGGAUUCAGAUCCUGAGGAAGAGACUGAAAAGCCAGAACGACGUCAUACCUUUGCAUCUCUAGCCUUACGUAAGCGCUACAGCUAUCUGACCGAGCCUGGAACGAAAACAGUUGAACGAAGUACAACAAGAACACUGCCUGCUGGUUACGCUCACAAACCUGUCUUUUCAACAAGAUCUUACCAGGCAUGGUCGACUGCUCCUAUUACCGUCCCUGGGCAAACAAAAUGUGGACUGGGUUCCCUCUCCAGUUCACCUUCCAACACGCCAUCUGUUUCACCACUAAAGUCUGUGUGGUCCAUUUCCUCUGCUUCUCCAAUCAAGUCCACCCUAGGAACAUCGAAUGCUUCUCCUGCAAAAUCAGUUAGCGAUGUAGCAUCACCCAUUAGAACAUACAGAUCUAUGUCAUCUCCAAUAAAGACUGUGGUUCAGCAACCCCAAAACCAAGUUCAAAUUUCCUCCAGUCUCCUGUCUUCACCGGGUAAAACUGGCACAGAUCCGGUGUCCAUUAAGGGGCUUGCUGCUUCAUUGUCCUCAAGAGCUAACUUGAUUUCAUCACCAGGAUCCAUGCUAGACAGAACUUUUACCACAGUGACGCAAGCUGAUUCUAUAAAGUCAACCACAAAUACAUACACGUCUUCAUUCAAAUCCACCCUGGCCCCUUCAAGUAUAGUAGCGUCCUCUCCCAUUCGAAACAUAUCAAGCUUGUCCUCUAUUAAAACAACCACAGAUGCAGCUAGGGGUACGAUUCUGUCAUCACUUUCUUCAUCAGCUAAGCCUACAAUAUCCAGUACUGAAACAGUCCUGCUAAACGGAUCCAUUUCACCGAUAAAAUACCCCUCAUCCUCCUCUGCAUCUUCCCGUCUGUUUACAGGAGGGGUUUACAGCUUACAAGAACGGAUACAGGCCACAACGCAAGCAGCUACGGCCAGUGUUGGUGCAGCCUUCAGUGAGGCUGAGAAAACACUUACUGCUGGCUUAACGUCAAAUUAUAGUGCACUAAAAUCUGUAUCUUCACCUUUAAGAUCAAAUUUAUCAAGUUCUGUUUACGAUACCCUUAGAUCACCAGCCACUACCACCACAUCAAUAUCACCCAUUUCCAUGUCCGUUCCGGUAUUCUCCGUGGUCAGUGUGCUUCCUGAACCCCAGGGGAAGAAACUCCCAGAAAAAAUAACAAUCACACCUCAGACACACACCCAAGCACAGUCCUCAACAUCACGGAUUAAACCCUCAAAGCCCUCACUUUUUAUUUCCCCAACAGUCCUAAAAGCUGCUGCUGCACCCACAUUGACAUCCAGUCAAGAGAUUCUUAAGGAUGUGGCAGAUAUGAAGGAAGAUCUGAUAAGAAUGACUGCAAUCUUACAAACUGACUCAUCAACCACAGCCAAAAGCUUCCACUCGCAUGUUUUUAAAGAGUCCAGGGUGGAGGAUGAAGAGCCUUUCAGUUUGGUUGAGAAAGUUAAAGAGGACCUUGUCAAAGUUAGUGAAAUUCUUACAAAAGAUGUCCUGAGCGAGGCCAAAAGCUCAAGUAAAGACAGGGCCUCAGAAGAUGAAUGGGAAGAGUUCUCCAAAGAUGAAAUUGAGGAGGCACGACAGAGUGCCAUGCGUUCCCUGCCAACAUUUGAACCAACUCUUCCUGUCGGGCCACAGUCAGUGCCAGACAAAGAUCUCAAUUUAGCUAAAGUGGUUGAUUACUUAAUGAAUGAUCUUGGUGCCAGUUCCCUUUCAAAAAUAGCUGAUGUAAAGAGCAGGUAUGAUGAAAUAAAGAAGGAAGGGGAGGAAAAACAAAAGCGUACCAUAAAACCGGAGCACAAGCUCAAAAUGCCACCCACAGGUAUGCGGACCUCUCCCUCAGAGAAAGACUUGAGUAAGUUAGCAGAUUCCUACAAUGGCACAGAUGCUAUCCUGGAAUCUCCUGAUGACUUUUCCCAUGAACAAGAUAAGAGUCCCCUCUCAGAUAGUGGUUUUGAAACCAGAAGUGAAAAGACCCCAUCAGCUCCUCAAAGUGCAGAGAGCACAGGGCCCAAACCCCCCUUCACAGAUCUGCCUAUUCCCCCUGUCAUAACAGAAACCAGAACUGAGGUUGUUCACGUCAUCAGGAGCUAUGAACAUCCUGAGGAGGUCUGUGAGCCACUAAUGGAUGAGGCAGCAGUUUUAAAGCCUCCGGUUGAGCCUGAGCCAGCAGUUAGCUCGAUCAAAGAUAAGGUAAAAGCCUUGCAGAUGAAAGCCAGCUCUGAGGAACUGGCCUGCGUCAAAGAAGAAACUCAUAUCACCACUACAACUCGAAUGGUCUACCACAAACCUCAACUGAAAGAUGCUGGAGAAACAAUGUCAGUCCGAGACAUAAUGAAAGCUUUUCAGUCUGGAAGAGACCCUUCCAAAGAAUUUGCCGGUUUAUUUGAGCACAAAACUGGCCAAGAUGCCAUUAAAGGAGAUGAAUUGUCCCCACGGUUCCUCGAAAAGGACAAAAAACCCAAAGUUGAGAGAAUUAUUGAGGUUCACAUAGAAAAGGGCAACACAACUGACCCGACAGAAGUUAUAAUCAGAGAGACUAAAAAGCAUCCAGAGUUUAUAUGCAGGAGUGACCGAGGUCUUAAGGAGCUUGUUGAAAGGGUUGAUGGUGAUUAUGAGACUCUUCAAGAUGAGGAGGAACUUACUGCUGAGGAAUCACUUCCGUCCUUCUUAGACACAUCCAGAGUCAAUACACCUGUUUCCCAAGAGGAAGAGUCUCGUCCAGGUUCAGCUCAGCUUAUUGCAGAUGAGUCAUAUAAAGCUUUAAAACUUCUAAGCCAGCAUUCUAUUGAGUAUCAUGAUGAUGAGUUAUCUGAGUUGAGAGGGGAGUCAUACAGGUUUGCUGAAAAAAUGUUGCUCUCAGAAAAAUUAGACAUAUCACAUUCUGAUACUGAGGACUCAGUGGCAGAUCAGGCGCAUAGCGUAGCCACUGAGGUCCAUGGGGCAGAAGGCAUAUAUGGAGAAAAAGUAGCUGGCCCCAGGAAGCAGUCCAAAUUAAAGUCAGCAAGGGAUGCAUCAGAGAAAUCAGGUAAAUAUCCCCCACAAGAUGAGCAAUAUGACAAAGUUACAGUAUUACAUUAUACCACAGAACCCGGUAGCCCUAAACAUGCGGUGUGGAUGAGAUUCGCCCAGGAUAGGCAGGACAGGAACAGAGAGAAGCUCAUAUAUGAAGAUAGAGUAGAUCGGACCAUUAAAGAGGCAGAGGAGAAACUGAGUGAAGUUUCACAGUUUUUUAGGGACAAAACUGAAAAGUUAAAUGAUGAGCUCCAGUCCCCUGAGAAAAAGAAACCAACAAGAUUAUCACGAGAGACACAGUCAGGGCCGAGCUCAACGUGCAGCAGCCCUGAGAAAAAGCAAAAGACUGCAGCUGAGGAAUGGGACAAAGGCAGACAGAAGAUGUUUGGCAGCACAAAUGAAAGGAAAAGUGCAAGUCUGCCAAACAGUCCCGAGAGGCAUAUGCUAUCACAGUUCAGUGAGGACAAGCCAAAACAGCACGAAGAUCUUAAGCAGACAAAGACAGGUGAUGCAGGCCCCCCAGUCCCCGUUAAGACUUUUAGAGUGAGUUCUGUUCGACAAAAGUUUGAAAUAGAAGCACAGAAACAGGAUCAGAAUGUGCCUCUAACACAAUCAAAACAACCAGUUAAGAAACUAACAGAAAGUAAAUUACCAGUGUAUCAGUUUUACGGUGGUUCAAAAGCUGAUUCCACAGACGAAGGACACCCACCUCCUAAAAAACUAACAGAAAACGAUAAAAGUAGCAGUACUAUUGUCUCAACACAGUUGGGUGAAAAAUGUUUACCUGAAAAAUCAGAUACUGUUGUUAAAAGAGCUUCUCAUUUUGAGAAAAUGAAAGAUCAAGAGUUUGAUAAAUCUCGGGAGAGCUCUACUAAAGUUGACUCUCAAGAUUUGAAAGAUGGAAAUAUUGUAGACAGGCAUAGUGCAAUUAAUGAUAUUAAAGAGCAGCAGUUUUUAAAGGGUGACAUUAAAAAUGAGACAGUUAAAACAGCUUCAUUCUCUAAGGAUAAUAUCAGUAGGAAUGACUUUCAGAUAAAGACCCUUAUGAAAAAGACAGAAUCUCAUAUUCCUGUGAGAACAUCACCUGGUUCUUCAGACAAUAAUCAGUCAAAGAAGGCAAAUCAAGACACAUUAACUAAAUUAUCCGAAAAGAGCCCAUCGCAAAUACCUACCCUGACCAAACCAAGGGUUCAGGGCCGUUCAGAGUUACAGAGAGAGGAAGCUGCAACAAAGAAGUCUGAAGAGGUCUCUGCUGAAAGUAGAACAAGUGGUCUAAGUGACAGUAGUUUGGUCGAAAAAAUAUCCACCGUUACAACAAGAGAAAGUUUCAAAGGGCUUAAAACUUUACCAGUCUAUGUAAGUGUUCAAGUAGGGAAACAGUCUGACAAAGAUAUGGGAGGAGGAGGAAGCAAUGGAACAUUCAAAAAGAUGGUUAGCUCAGAAAGCCGAACAAUUUAUGCAGUUAAACAGAAACAGCCCACAUCUCCUCAAGGCAGCCCAGAUGAUGACACUUUAGAACAGUUCUCUUUUAUCGAUAGCUCUGGCAAAAGUCCUAUGACUCCAGAGACACCAAGCUCAGAAGAGGUCAGCUAUGAUCUCACCUCAAGAACCCCUGAUCCAUUUAUUGCAUUUAUGCCAGGUAUUGCAAGCCCAAUAGCUGAGGUUUCAGAGGAGUCAGAAGAUAGUGAGCAAGGCAAAGCUAUUCAUUUGACAGAAUCUGGACCAGAAAAAGGAGCCAAUGGUAAGCACGAAAAUGGCCAGGGGACACAAAACAAAAGAGUUGCAUAUAUAGAGUUCCCUCCUCCACCACCCUUGGAUUCUGAUUCCUCACAGCCUGAGAAAAAAGGGUCAACUCCUUCCUCAGAGGCUGAGACUGAAUUGAUGGAAGUAAAUCUCCAAGAGGAGCAUGAUAAACAUCUUCUUGCUGAACCUAUAAUAAGAGUCCAGCCUCCAUCUCCUGUGCCCCCAGGAGCUAAUGAUAGUGAUUCAAGUGCGGAGGAGGAAUCUGUCUUUAAACCUAUUCCAAUAAAGAAAUAUACCUUUAAGAUAGAUGAGGACAAAGAUUUGAUGAAAAGCCCAUCCAAAAAAACGGACAAGAAUGGAAACGAUAAAGAACAAGGGGCAAAUGAUAAUGGAAAAGCAGAAGAUUAUGAUUAUGAACAAAAUGGCAAUGAUCAGUCCAUCACAGAUUGCUCAAUAGCGACAACUGCAGAGUUCUCUCAUGACACUGAUGCCACUGAGAUCGACUCUCUUGAUGGAUAUGAACUUCAAGAUGAGGAUGACGGCUUAAGUGAAUCUAUUGCCAAACCAUUUGGAUUUCCCAAUGAAAACAGAAAGGAUCUUUGGGCAUUAGAUAAUAUGUCUAGACCAAGUGACCGUUGCCAAAGUAAACUUGAAGUAAUUCAUGAAGAAUCACCAGCUGAGGAUUACAAAAAGACCAAAGCUAAGACUGAUCCCUCAAACAAAAGGAAUGGAAAGGACGGUGAAAAGGAUGGAAAACAAUCUGAUCAAGGAUUGUCUGAAACUUACUUUAGUUACAAGCUAGAUGAGGAGUUUAAUACGCCUUUUAAAACUGUUGCAACAAAAGGCUUUGAUCCUUGGUCAAGCAAGGGAGGAGAAGAUGAAGUAGUGGACGCUAGAAUAAAAGAUGAUGAGCCCAAGCCGUUUGGGCUAGCAGUAGAUGACAAGUCUACAGCAACAACCCCUGACACAACUCCUGCAAGAACCCCAACCGAUGAAAGCACACCAACUAGCGAGCCAAACCCUUUCCCCUUCCACGAAGGGAAGAUGUUUGAGAUGACCCGCAGUGGUGCGAUUGACAUGAGCAAGCGGGAUUUUGUUGAAGAGAGGCUGCAAUUUUUUCAGAUCGGUGAGCAUACAUUAGGAGGGAGGAUAGGGGAUGGGGUCAGAAAACCAAAUGUAGUCACCUCAAAUCCACAGAUAGUUGAGAGAGCACAAGUUAAGAUGGAGGACAACACGGUUAUAUCAUACAAUAUCAUUCAGAUAUGCACUGACCACUCUGACACAUCUCAUGACAUGGAGCCUCCCCCCUAUUCAGAAGUCAGUUCUUUAUGUUCUUCUUUUAAGGUAGGACUCAAAUCUUCCAACAUUGAGAGGAGAGAUUUUGUUUGUGUAGACUGGGAUAGUUCACAAGGUCAAACACCAGAAACUGCACAUCAAGUAGGACCAGACACCUAUAGCACAAGCAAGUACAAUCAGAUGACAGACUCAUCGAGGACAGAACCACAAACAUACCUCCAGACAACUUCCAGUAAUUCCAGAAACUGUAGUAAUAAUGCUAAUCUUGAGGCCUUAAAUGCUGGAACACACUGCUUGCUACAAAGCGGCAUACAAACUGAACAGCUGUUAAUGUCUGAUCUUUGCUCAGUUCAAUUAAUAAACCCAUGUGAAGAUUCAGUCAGAAAGGACACUGGUACUUUCAGGAAUGGCAGUACAGAGAAUGAUGUAAUCUCCAAAUGCAAAGACAUUACAAGAAAGCCACCAAAGUCUAGGUUGCCAGUGAGAGCACCUCAUCCACCACUGGGUUGUAAAAAAGAUCUAGUAUCUUCUAAACCAAUUCAGAAGAUUAGACCAGUAGCCAGGAAUCGAUUAGAUCCAUUCCCAGAUGUGAAGCCUAAAUCUAGAAUCCCAAUGAUGAAGGUUAAACAUGUUAGUUCCUCACCAGUUGGGAAAUGUAGGACCACCACAAUAGCCAAACAGAAAGGUAAAACACAGCCAACCAAAACGAUAACCAACAACAAAAGAUCAAAACCCGGUCCAGUGAGUAGAUCAGGCAGUAAAUGUGAUCAGAAGCCCCUACGUGAGGUUGGCAAAAGUUCUAGUAGUUCAAAACCUAGUAGUGCAGUAAAGCAAGUGGACUGCCUUUCCAGUGAAGAGAAAAAGAUGCAGGCAUAUGAUAAGGAUGAAGAAAGCAGCACAUCAAGGAACACAUCUUUAUCAGAAGCGUCGCAACCCUACCAUACAUCCAGGUCUGCUAGAGACGUGAGAUCACAGGUUGAGCAGUCCAGGAGAGACAGGAGGAGGAGGAGUAGGAGGACUGAUGGAGGUGAAGGCAGUCAGGGUGCUGGGCCUCAAGUGGCCCCCGGCGUGGAGAUCAAGCCUAGCCCUCAGAGCCCCUGUGAAAGAACAGAUGUACGUAUGGCUAUUGUGGCGGAUCAUCUUGGCCUGAGUUGGACUGAGCUGGCCAGGGAAAUGGAAUUUUCGGUUGAUGAGAUAAAUCAAAUCCGUGUGGAAAACCCCAACUCAUUGACAGCUCAGAGUUUCAUGCUAUUAAAGAAAUGGGUUAGCCGAGAUGGUAAAAACGCUACAACGGAUGCCUUAACUGCAGUCCUGACUAAGAUCAAUCGGCUGGAUAUUGUGACAUUGCUGGAAGGGCCGAUAUUUGACUAUGGUAACAUUUCAGGCACAAGAUGUUUUGCAGAUGAUAGCGCAGUUUCCCAGGAGCAGGCUGAUGGUUACCACAACAUUGAGCUGGAGCUCAAGAGUCCCUCAGAGGUGACCUAUGAGCCCCCUACCCCUCUGUGUGAAGAUGAUUUCUUUAGCGAGGACAUUAGGCUAAAGUUCCCCUCCAGUGCCCCUGUUAGACCCAGUGAACUGUCCUUGCCAAAUACUAGUGGCCCAGUGUCUGCAGAUACCAAGCCACCAACUGUCAUGGCGGAGGACACCUCAAUUGGAGGCCGAGAGUCUGUUAGCCAAGAGGAUGGGUCAGCUGAAGAUGAUUUUGGUGUCAACAAAGAAUCAGCAUCCCCCUCGGAACAACAUGACAGUGAGGGUGCCUCAAAAAAAUCAGAUGUCUUCCCAAACAGUCCAGUAAAAGAGCAGAAGGAAGUCCAACCUAAGCUUCCCAUUUGUGUCUCAGCCAGCGAAGCUCCUGGAGAAAGUGGCAAGUCUGGGUUUGACGAAGAAGAUGAAGAUAUGACCCAAGAGAAGAUAAAGUCUCUCUUGGAGAACAUUAAUUUGGAGGAAGGCUCAGAGGAUGAGGAGAUGACUGAGGAGAGGCUGCAAGCGAUCCUCUCUCAAGUGCAGCUGGCAGAAAAAGACAUGUCUUUAGUUUCAGGUCUGCAGAGUGAGACGUCCGGUACAAACGGGAAGACGGCAACUUUGAGCCAAGGACUGAAUACUGUAACACAAGGGCAAAGAGAGUCCAGCCAAGAACUAGUGUCAUCAACACCUGGAGUACAAACUGAGAGGCAAAAUGGGGAACAUCCAGAGCUCCAAGCCAAAGCUCGCCUGUCAUCAGACGCCAGUGAGUCUUCCAGCAAACCAAAGGGCAAAGCUAGGAAAGACUCUGGACAAGAAGGAGUAAGCAGUGAGGCUCUAGAGGAUAGAGGACCAAACAACAGGGGGGAGGACAUUUCCAAGCCUAAAGUCCAGCAGGAAGCUUGUAGAGAUAAUGAAUCCAGCUCUGAUGAGGAAGAAACUGUCACCACCAGAGUGUAUCGGCGGAGAGUGAUUCUGAAGGGUGAUCAGGCCAGAAACAUCCCUGUUGAGACUGUGACAGAGGAGCAGUUCACAGAUGAAGAUGGAAACAUGGUCACCAGAAAAGUCAUCCGCAAAGUGGUGCGUCGCACAGCUGGUGUGGAGGAGAAAGGCAGGAGAAAGCGUGGGAAGCGUUCUCAGCAGGCCAAUAGGGCUGAGCAGGAGGAACAGGGGGGCCCCGGGCCCCACAGAGAGCACACUGAGGCUGGAGAAGGAGGGAAGGGCAUAAAAAAGGAAGGACGACAAAGGGAGAAAGUGGUUCAAUCGUAACAGUUGUGCUCUUUUUGAUCUGAAAGUGUUUCAAAAUCAUUUUCCUAUGAGGAGGAUCACUGGAAACGUGCAGGAGGUCAGGGGAUGAGGAUUGUGUGUCUGCAGCUUUCAUAAAAACAAACGGUUUUCAGCCAGACGGCUUUUGAUUUCGCAUGAGCAUGAAAAAAAAAACAAAAAAAACUUGUUUCUGUCAAUAACACGGAAUGGCUAACGGUCAAAAGGACUUUGUUGGUGCCACGUUUCGUUCGACUGGGGGCGUCUGAUACGAGAUGCUCCAUGGCAGUGCCCAAGCACUUCCGUGACCAAAGAGACCAUGAAACAUACUGCAGAUUGACAGAAAAGGAGGGACUCGUUCAAAUCACCUUCUACACUCGCCUUACAUUUUAUUCCUCUCGGACCCAUGAUGUCGGGGUGUAUAAUGCUGUUGGAGCUUGUGAUGUACAUAAAUUACACUGUAUACAUUUGAAAGUGGCUCACAAUAUUGUUAAUGCACUGGCAAGUGUGUAGGAAUGAACUACCAAUUCUGAUUCCAAUUUUAAGGGAACGCUUCGGUGUAACUUCACAUGCACUUGUAUAAUUAUUAGCAAGAAAAAUGUUUGUAAAUGAAAAAAAAAAAAAAGCCAGCUUGAUUUUAACAACUGAUGUUUCUUUCAAACCUACUGCGGUUUUCAGAGGUAUGAACAUUGGAUCCGCUGUAGUUCUGUUUAAAGACUUCUUCAGAGUACUAAUAUUUUCAUGCAUGUGAUUCACUUUAUUUUGAUUUUUUUAAACAGCAUAACACAGAAGCGAAGGGGGAAUGAUGUUCUGUAUGUAUACACUCACAGCCUUGCUAAUGCUCACAUUUUUUUUAUUUUUUUAGAAAGAUGACAGUAUCACAACACCAUUGUUCAGCUUCACUAAAAUACACUGUGUCCCAUCACAUCACAGCGGCACGUUCCCUAUGCAGUUACAGAUACAGCUGCAAUCCGAACGUUCACCAGUACGCGUCACGUCAACUGGCGAGAUGAACUUUUAACUGUUCUCAUGUGUAUUGGCUCUAAGAUGUAGAAGUCUUACUGUCAGCCUGUCAUUUGUAAUCAUUCUAGCAGUGUAUCACUAUUUUUUAAAGCUGCUGUGGUUUUGGGGGAAAUUUUACUUUGAUUUUGGUGCAUUGAGAAAUCACCCAAGCAUUCAUGGAUGAUAGAUCUGGUAACAAACAUAUGUAUGGAGAAAAAAAAAAAAAAAAAAACAUACACUGGAUGAUCAAAUUAAUUAUUUAAGCUUACAAUAAAUUGUGUUCAAACCCUC
This is a messenger RNA of Cyprinus carpio (common carp), 15004 nucleotides long. RefSeq names its product ankyrin-3-like. The record is from RefSeq and is a predicted model, not a curated record. Gene Ontology annotation, biological process: regulation of cardiac muscle contraction; signal transduction; protein localization to T-tubule. Gene Ontology annotation, molecular function: protein binding. The transcript is spliced from 51 exons. Bases 482 to 13717 code for a protein of 4411 amino acids. Gene Ontology annotation, cellular component: T-tubule. Lineage: Eukaryota; Metazoa; Chordata; Actinopteri; Cypriniformes; Cyprinidae.